AUGUCUAGUGAUUUCGCUAUCUAUAUUCGAGACAAGCUUUUCGACAGCAAAACAUCUGUAGACCAUAAAAUCUUACAUAGUGUAAACAAGAAAGGUGAAUUUGUUCUAAAGUUCUGUUUCUGGGAAUAUGACAAGAACCAUAAAACAUUAGGCAGAGAAGUCUUUAAGUUUGUCAAUGACAGACUUGUUGACAGAGAUGACGCCUCUUGGAAAGAUGAAGUCCAACAAAAGUUCUUAGAAUGCAAAGAAGACACAUGCGCUGUUCUUGAAGAUGAAAUAGAAAACAGAAUAGAAGAGCUAUUAAAGGACAAAGAACUUUUACAUAAAUAUGGUUGCGCCAAAUUU
This is a messenger RNA of Trichomonas vaginalis G3, 345 nucleotides long. RefSeq lists its product as uncharacterized. The transcript has a single exon. The record is from RefSeq and is a predicted model, not a curated record. The annotation marks the transcript as partial. NCBI's taxonomy places the organism in Eukaryota, Parabasalia, Trichomonadida, Trichomonadidae.